Molecule: messenger RNA, 1528 nt
Organism: Hibiscus syriacus
Lineage: Eukaryota; Viridiplantae; Streptophyta; Magnoliopsida; Malvales; Malvaceae
Product: protein CHLOROPLAST IMPORT APPARATUS 2
Exons: 2
Coding region: 306-1379 (357 amino acids)
Biological process (GO): regulation of DNA-templated transcription
Cellular component (GO): nucleus
Molecular function (GO): protein binding
Source: RefSeq, a predicted model, not a curated record
ACAAGAGGCGGAGGCGGAGGCCGGCCUGUAUAUUAAUAUCAUCACACCGGCGAAUCUUCCUUUAUAUCCUUUGCUCUGUGCUCUUUUUAGAUAUUUCAGUCGUCGGUUCAAACUCCACUUGUUCCCCCAGCUGGUGUUUAGCAUUUUUGGCGUUUUAUAAUCCAGCAGCUUUUUCUACUUGUUUGUCUCACAAUCAGGGUUUAGGGUUUUGCACUUGCUCUGGGCUUUUUCUACUUGUUUAACCAAAUUGCUGAUACAAAUUCUGGGAGUGUGGCAGGUACGGUGUUUUGGGGGUGUAGAAUUAGAUGAGUUCGUGUUUGAGCAGAGGGGGGAGGGCCUAUGGCUUAGAGCUUGAGAUAAUAAAACCCACUUCCUCAGCUUCAAGCAGCAGUUGUCAGUCUUCGCCUUCUUGGAGCAGUGGCAAUUCCCCGCUCGCAAUCUCCACCAGAAAACCCCGAACUCCCCGCAAACGCCCCAACCAGACCUACAACGAGGCCGCCGCCCUCCUCUCCACCGCCUAUCCGUGCCUCUUCUCCCCACGAAACUUCACCAAACCCCCUAAAUUCACCAAGCCUCACCACCACUCUUUCUUCCAUGAUUCGUCCGAGCUGCUGUUGUUUCCUUUCCGGGCUAUUCACGACUCCGGUUUCUUGCUCCACGAUCACCCGAAACCCCUGGAGUCGAAAGUGGAGAGCGUUUGCAACAAGUUGUCAUGGAGCAGCGAUACCAGCAGUGGAGAAGUGAAUUCCCAUGGAGGAGGAGGAGGAGAUUCCAUGGAAAGGGAAAUGGAAUUCCGAGACGAUUUCGAUGCGGAAUCGAUUCUGGAAGAAGGCAGGGGCAUCGAUAGCAUAAUGGGGAAGCUUAGUGUGAAGCAGGAUGAGGAAUCGAUGAGUAGAAGCAACCUAGUUGGUCGUUCAUGGUAUACGGCGUAUACGGGGUUGAGGAAGGGAGUGAGGGCAUUGAAGCAUGUGGAGCAGCAAGCCAAUUGGUGGAAUUUCUCGACCGUGGAUUUGCACCAAAUCUCACCCAAAACCAACAACAACAACAGAGUCGAGAAGAAGAAGAAAAACAACCCAAAUCCAGGGCUGAAGCUGAAAUUGAAUUACGAGGAGGUGGUGAAUGCCUGGUCCGAGUCCGACGGUGGCUCCCCUUUUUCACACCAACCUCCCGGAAAUGAUGUCUAUAUGGAUUUAUUAAGUGAAGCGGAAGGAGGAGUGAGGGAGGCAAGCGUGCUCCGGUACAAGCAGAAACGGCACACGCGCCUCUUCUCUACCAAAAUUAGGUACCAAGUCCGUAAACUUAAUGCUGAUCGACGCCCCAGAAUCAAGGGCCGGUUUGUAAGAAGGACAAAUUCUUGUACCACGAGUGAUGAAACGUGACAAUUACGUACAUGAAGAAGAAGAACACAGGUUUUUGCCUUGUAAUGCUUCCACAUUAUUUCCAGUUCUUCUAUUCCCCCAAAGAGCAAGGUUUUGUUGGAUUGAAUAGUAUCCGGUUUUAUGAAUAAACAUCAUCAUUUCCAUUAUUA